AUGCGGGGCCGCCAAAUUUUCUUCUCCUCUUUUUCAACUGCCACCGGGUGCCUGUGUACUCUGGGACUACUGUCUACGGAUGCAGAGGCACCCGUUUCGGCUGCGGCUCACUCUCCCGGCAUUGAGCCGGAGUCGCAUAGCCUAACGUCAUUCAGCAACAAUGCGUGGUCCACUGCAGGGCGUGAAAGGGAGGAUGGAGGGACCAGAUCCCUGUUUUCUGAUGAUUCCCUACAUGAUGCUUCACAUCUGCAGGACGGCACUCUCGUUUCCCCCUUAGGAGACACACGCCACUCCCGACCGGGCGUGAACGUCUUAGAAGAAGACCGAGUUAGAGCAGGCUUAGUCCCCUUACUCCCCCCUGCUGCUUCCCCCAAGAGCAGCAAGGAUGGACGACGGCGUCUCUUCGCCGCCGUCAGCACAGCUUUUCUGGGUUUUGCCCUCUACUUGGGGCUCAUGACAUUGCGCUAUAAGCAGGUCCCGCCGGACUCACAACCAGCAGGCUCCGAACAGACGCGGCCGAAGCAGCGACAGCAAGAUACCGAGACGGUAACUGCUGAGCAACUGCUGCAGUCGGUGGACGAGCUGAAGAAUCUCCAGCCGCUGGCAGCCGAGUUAGCGAAGAUGGUGGGGACACACGAGUCUCGUUCUGCCUUGCAGGAGCUUUGCUCGAGUCUAACGCGUUCGCAGGAUAUUGCCCAAAUGAUUCAGGUGGGCCCUGCGGUCUCGUCUGGGUCGCCUCUGACUGCAGUGAAAACGGCGAUACAGGACAGCGUCUCCGCGUUGUCUCGGCUGUACGAAGCCGCUCGGGAGCGUGGCCUGUCUCUGACACAAGAGGUACAGAAGGAACGGCCUCCUGUUUUUUCGGAGGAGGAGAUGCAGUUGCUGGAGGAUAGCCUAGGCACGGGCUUCAGAGAAUUUGUGGAUUUUCGCGAGCAGAGCAUGAAAUAUUCUACUCCGAUAUUUGUGCAGAAGGUGGAGAAGGCGGCGGCGGAACUGAAGGGUCUGCGGAGCCUCGACUGCACGGAUGACCUGCAUUUGCUGGUGUCUGUUGCUAAAAACCUAGAAAUAGUCAAGGUAGCGCAUGACGCCAUGCAGAUAGAAUCUGAGUGGUCUGGUGAGAUCAGUGACAAUGCAGCAGCAGUGCUGCGCAUGCAGUACCAACGGAAGCAGGCGUCCACGCACCUCGAGUUAGAAGGACAACUAGGAGAACUACACAUUCUGUGUACAUUGGAGCGGGAGCGAAGGCAGUUUGAACUCAAAGAAGACGUCAGCGUCUUAAAGACCCUCGAAUUGCUUGAAGAGCAGCUGAAGAGAGGCGAACUACAGCUUCAGAAGCACGAAAAUUUGAUGAACCGGGCCAAACAUGCAGGUAAUAUCCUCUCCGCCCUUAAGGCGGAGAAACAGGCCGUAGCGGUAGCUGAAAGCCUGAAGGCCUUGCUGGAAGCCGCUGCCAGUAGCAGGCGUUCGAUUCCCGGCGUCGCUAGCGAAGAGGAAGCCGCCCAAAGCGAAGCCAUGCAGCGCCACCGUACGCUAGUGGCCUACAGGACCAAGCAACGGGCUGCAUCACACGCGAAGAGAGCAAUAAGCAGGCUGAAGGCGAUAGAAAUGCAGAUAUCCGGCGAUUUCGCCUCGCCGUCGGAACAGGAACUGAAGGGAAAGGCACGACCUCCCUUAGCGAGACAUAUGAGUAUCAAGUUGGCCGAGCUGGUCGCUGAUAAGCUGAAGGAGGUUGAGGAUGUAAAUGCAGAUUUGCGCAAGCCUGUAAAUACAGAAGAAGACACGGAAGAGGGAAACAGCAGCUCAGCGGCCCGUACGAAGGAAAUAUUGCGGGCAUCACAAGCGGCUGCAAGUGCUGCGGUGGCCUUCCUGCACGAGGCCGAGCUCAUGUGGCUGGACGCACGGCUUAAAAAAUCCUUGGAAUUCGACGUGCAGUUGAGCGUCGCCUUGGCGCGGAAAGCAACUGCCGCGGUAAGCAUAGCAAGAGGGGAGGAAGCCCAACAGCAACACGACCAUAUUGAAAUGUCUGCAGCUGAUAUUCAAGAAUUUGAAGAGCUUCUGGCGCAGUUCAACAGUGGGCACGAGAAGGCGCAGUCAGCUAAUGGUCUCAAUGAACUGGCUUCAGCAGCAGCAGGGAUAAAGCAGGUAGCUUCAAAACUUACGACAUUUGUUGAGGAACUUCAGAAGCAACCAGCGAAACGCUGA
Molecule: messenger RNA, 2202 nt
Organism: Eimeria mitis
Lineage: Eukaryota; Apicomplexa; Conoidasida; Eucoccidiorida; Eimeriidae
Exons: 1
Coding region: 1-2202 (733 amino acids)
Source: RefSeq, a predicted model, not a curated record